Molecule: messenger RNA, 2990 nt
Organism: Hemiscyllium ocellatum (epaulette shark)
Lineage: Eukaryota; Metazoa; Chordata; Chondrichthyes; Orectolobiformes; Hemiscylliidae
Gene: prorp
Product: protein only RNase P catalytic subunit
Exons: 7
Coding region: 240-1976 (578 amino acids)
Biological process (GO): tRNA 5'-leader removal; mitochondrial tRNA 5'-end processing
Cellular component (GO): mitochondrial ribonuclease P complex; mitochondrion
Molecular function (GO): protein binding; ribonuclease P activity
Source: RefSeq, a predicted model, not a curated record
GGGCCUGGGGAAGGGGGGAACGAUUGAGAAGUGGGCGCGUGGCCUGGCGGUUUGUGGCUUGAGCAGCGUUUUCAGGUUUUUGUAUGGCCUUCAAGACGAUACAUUUGGACACUAAUUAGCCCCGAAGGGCAACUGGUUGGGAGAGCACCAUUUCCUUUUAUAUUGAAGCCAUGCCGCAGAACGGAAGUGUCCUUUAGUCUGAGAUUGCAGUGAGAAGCCCUUUGCCUUUACUGCUCAGCAUGUUGGUUCAGCCUCUCGGCAGCUUGGCACCCCGUUUGCAGCGGGUCCUCUGCUCUCCCCGGGCACACCAAGCUGUGUGCAGCCUCUUCCCAUCUUGUGGUGUCCCGCAGCUACACACUUCAAAGAGUUUAAUGUCGUCUGAGUUCAAACAGAGUGAUGCGAACCAGAGGAAAACAUCAAAAGCUCAACUAGAAAGAAUUCACCGUGCUGACACCGGCUCUUCGUUUUCUGUAUUUACAGCUGGGGCAGCCAGAAAAAGAGCAGAGUCCGCAAAAAGCCAAAUGGGCCUCGAAUUGGCCGAGACCUCAACAGUGACAAAAGUUGGGAAGUCGUUAGUUCCACUGAAGCCUUUAAAUGUAGAUGAUUGGAAGAAAUUGAAAACGGAAUCGCCCAAUAAAACUCGUUUUGAAGUAAGCAUGAUGGAAAAACUGCUGUCUGCUCGUGCUGAUAUUGAUGUGGCUAAAUCGCUUUUAGUUUUUGUUACAAUGGAAAAUGGUACUGUUGAGUAUGAACUCCUUCUGAAGUAUUUGGCACUGUGUGUCCAACAGCAGCAGCUGACUGAGAUACUUGAUUUGUAUGGCAUGAUGAAAACUAGAUUCAAAAUAUUAGACAUUGGAGCUUACAGCCUCUUCAUCAGUGGUUUUAGCAAGACAGAUCGCUGGAGGGAGGCUGUGAUGUUUUUAGAUUCAAUUAAAAAAAUGGUUACCCCAUCACCAAGAAAUUAUGGGGAUAUUGUUAUUUCUGCACUCGAGCAUAAAGAAGUAGAAACUGCAUGGAUGUUGUUUAAAGAAAUGGAAAACAAAAACUUAAAACCAACUGAGAACACAUUGCAAACAUUUUUUGAUUAUGGCAAGUCAUUCUGUGAUGAUCAGUAUGAAAAUAAGAUUAUGUAUAUCCUCUUCUACCUGAGAGAUAAUCAGAUAUACCCUGGGAAAGGUUUAAUGCAAAGUAUCCAUUCAUGGUUUGAAAGCAUCCCAGGCAAACAAUGGGAAGGGCAUGAAACGGCUAUAUUGCACAGUGGAAAAUGCCCUGUAUGCAACACAUUACUGGAAUCAAUUCAGCUGAGUGUGGAAGAAUAUCACUUAUUAAGAGAGUGUGUGAUGAAUGAAAUUAUUCAAGGGACAGAUACAUUUAAAAAGACAACUCCUCAGGAACUGCAACAUUUCCAAACUUUUGUGAAAAAACGUCCGCCUUAUGAUAUUGUAAUUGAUGGAUUAAAUGUCGCUAACAUCGCACCCAAGGGUAAUCAGUCCAAAAUUCUUCUUGAUGUAGUUUCUUACCUUGCAAAUCGAAACAUGAGACUUCUCGUACUUGGACGUAAGCAUAUGCUGAGAGGAACACGUAGCUGGAACAAAGCUCAUAUGGCUGACAUACAGAAGUAUGCUGACUGCUUUUUCACAGAAAAUAUUUCUGAAGAUGAUCCCUUUUUGUUAUACGCAACUAUGCAUUCAGGCAAUCAUUGUAAAUUCCUUAGUAGAGACCUCAUGCGGGAUCACAAAGCUUGUUUGUCUGACCAGAAUACCCGAAGACUGUUUUUCAAGUGGCAACGUGGACACCAGCUUGUGUUGUCAAGGUACAAUCCAGGGAACAGAAUGAAAUUUGAGAUCAUAUCAAAAUAUGACACCAUAGUACAGACUACACAAGAUACUUGGCACAUACCAUAUGAUGAAGAAGGUGUUGAGAGAUGUUCCUACGAAGUUCCACGUAAAUGGUUGUGUCUUCGAAAACAUAACUGAAGAGAAGCAGUGAAUAAAAAUUUUGAUGCUGCCUGUUCUUUGUUUAAAGGAGUUGUUGUAUUCUGUUUUUAUGUUUGAUAUUUAUUUAGUCAAUAUUUUGUUUUAUUUCUCAAAUUUCUUCAACAUUUUCCACUUUUUCUUUUCUAGCACUUGUAGUUCAGUACAAAUUUCCAGGUGUCAAUAGUCUUCUACUACCUCAGCCAAAUGACUAUUCUUCCUGUUGCUGUCUAGAUGGUAUCAGCUGUGUUUUUGAACCUAGUGAUAUUGUCACCAAAACUAAUAUGACUCCCACGUAGCAUUUUUUAAAAUAUUUCCUACAUAGCAUAAUGGGUAGUUAUCAUGAUAUAUAGCAAAACAACAAAAGUUGUUUUCUCCUUCCCUUGAUUCCCACACCCCCAUCAAUUUCUGUCAGUCAAUCAAGCAAUUUAAUCAAUGACUUUUAAAAAUUCAAUGAAAAUGCUGAUUGACUUAACUUAGUUAAUGUAAUGGCUUAUUAGAUUCCCGGGCAAGUUAUCCUGAUCGAGUUCCACUAACUCAGUUCAGAUAAAGAAUUCAGACUUAUUGAUCUUUAUACGACCUAAUCAUCACAUCAUGUACCAAUAUUUAACAAACAAAAACAGAGAAUGCUGGAGAGACUCAGCAAGUCUGGCAGCAUCUGUGAAGAGAAAACAAAGUGAACGUUUUGAGUCUGGUGACUGUUCUUCAGAACUGCCAGCAAUUUCCCUCCAGCAAUUUGUUUUCAUUUGUUUCAGAUCUACAGCGUUCCUUGCUUUGUUAUUAUGUACCAGUAUGUCACUGGUAAAAUCUGGACAUUAUUUUGUCAUUUUGUUGCAUUUUUAAAUUAAGCAUUCAGUAUUAUUUGCCUCUUAGACUACCAAAGGGCUUCUGUGAUGUAGAUGAUUGGCUUGGGUAUGUAAAAUUGCAUUAUGUCUGCUCAGUCAGUCCAUAUUCAAAUUAAAGUAGUAUUUCUUGUUAUCUCUUGGUGAGAAAACAGGAAUGUUCCAUUAAAAAAAA